Schistocerca piceifrons (Central American locust) is the source of this 530-nucleotide messenger RNA. RefSeq lists its product as uncharacterized. Lineage: Eukaryota; Metazoa; Arthropoda; Insecta; Orthoptera; Acrididae. The coding region runs from base 1 to 510 and encodes 169 amino acids. The transcript is spliced from 2 exons. The record is from RefSeq and is a predicted model, not a curated record.
AUGGACGUGCAGAUAAUGAAGAAGGUACACAAUAUGAAAUCCCGUAUCAAGGCGAAAACGGAUGUGAAUAAGACGGGAAACAUCAAGAUUUCACUGAAAAAUUGGGAGCAGAUAUUUUUAAAGUUUUUGGACGGAGAUGACUGCAACCCAACUAUCCACAGAGUUCCUGGAGCUUGUGCAGUAGGUGGUGGUACCACCUCCAUCAUCCCAUCACCAAGCAAUUCGGAGGUAGCUGACACAGACUGCAUGUAUGAACAGGAGUCAAUUUUGCAGCUACCACUAAUUCUUCCAGCCGACCAUAUGGACCUCGUGGGCCCCGAAGUCGUCGUACCUUCACAAUCGCCUGCUUCGGGGCAUGAGAGUGUGCUUAAACGUCGGCGAUUAAGCAUGGAAACGGAUGAGACACGUAAUUUGUCUACUCCAGAGCUGCAAAGGCUGGUCCUAUUGUAUCAAUUGGACAUACUCAAACGCAAGCGGCAGAAAUUGAUGCGCGAAGAAGACAAACAAUGAAACAAAUUUUCUGUAGUGUC